Molecule: messenger RNA, 528 nt
Organism: Chaetomium globosum CBS 148.51
Lineage: Eukaryota; Fungi; Ascomycota; Sordariomycetes; Sordariales; Chaetomiaceae
Exons: 2
Coding region: 1-528 (175 amino acids)
Biological process (GO): transmembrane transport
Molecular function (GO): transmembrane transporter activity
Source: RefSeq, a predicted model, not a curated record
AUGGCGGAGCCGGUGGGGGCGGUGGAGGCGAAGGUGUUGGGGUUUUUGGUGUUUGUCGGGUUGGGGUUUGGGUUGUCGGCGGCGGGGGGGACGAUGUUGGCCGGGGCGGAGGCGCCUGUUUGGGAGCAUGCGUCUGCCCAAGGCAUCGUGGCACAGGUCCGCAUCUUUGGCGGGAGUAUCGGGAUCGCGGCGUCGUCGGCUAUCCUGGGGGCUAAGACCAGGGGCGAGCUGGCCGGCGGAGAGCUGCCGCCCGAGAUGCUAGCGAACCUGGCGUCGGACCCGUCGGCGCUCUCGCCGGAGCAGUGGGGGUCUAUCCGGCGGGCGUACACGGAUGCGCUGCACGAGGACAUGAUUGUGUGCUGCGCGGUGCUGGCUGCCGCUAUGGUGGUUACUCUAGGGGUGUACCGGAAGAACAGGGUGUCGAUGCAGGAGAUGAUGAAACAGCGGUACCGCGAGGAGGGAGAGAGGCGGCGGGCGGCAAAGGGUGGGAGUGAACAGCGGGAUUAUCCCGGCGACGCGGCGGUGUAG